Messenger RNA from Alosa alosa (allis shad), 1100 nucleotides. RefSeq names its product endoplasmic reticulum-golgi intermediate compartment 1 (gene ergic1). The record is from RefSeq and is a predicted model, not a curated record. Bases 108 to 980 code for a protein of 290 amino acids. Gene Ontology annotation, biological process: endoplasmic reticulum to Golgi vesicle-mediated transport; retrograde vesicle-mediated transport, Golgi to endoplasmic reticulum. Lineage: Eukaryota; Metazoa; Chordata; Actinopteri; Clupeiformes; Clupeidae. Gene Ontology annotation, cellular component: COPII-coated ER to Golgi transport vesicle; endoplasmic reticulum membrane; endoplasmic reticulum. The transcript is spliced from 10 exons.
CUCUCCCAGCCGGCAGGAUUGAAGCAAGAGUUUGGAAUUGCACCACACUCCACCCGUUAAACAGUAUAAUAUCUGAAUACUUUGUUUCACAAAGUACUAACGCCGCCAUGACUUUCGAUGUGAGAAGGUUUGAUAUCUACAGGAAGGUGCCUAAAGACCUGACCCAGCCUACCUACACUGGAGCCUUCAUCUCAAUAUGCUGCUGUGUCUUCAUGCUCUUCCUCUUCCUCUCGGAGCUGACUGGAUUCAUAGCCACAGAAAUAGUAAAUGAAUUGUAUGUGGAUGACCCCGAUAAAGACAGUGGGGGGAAGAUUGAUGUGAGUGUAAACAUCAGUUUGCCAAACUUGCACUGUGAUUUGGUGGGACUGGACAUCCAGGACGAAAUGGGCCGCCAUGAGGUAGGCCACAUCGAGAACUCCAUGAAGGUGCCCCUCAACAACGGCUACGGCUGCCGCUUCGAAGGAGAGUUCAGCAUCAACAAGGUACCUGGAAACUUCCACAUCUCCACACACAGUGCAACGGCCCAGCCCCAAAACCCUGACAUGACCCAUAUCAUUCACAAACUGGCCUUUGGUGAAAAGCUGCAGGUACAAAAUGUCCAAGGGGCCUUCAACGCAUUAGGGGGGGCAAACCGCCUAGAAUCGAACGCCCUCGCCUCCCAUGAUUACAUUCUGAAGAUUGUCCCAACGGUGUAUGAGGACUUGUCGGGGAGGCAGCGCUUCUCCUAUCAGUACACAGUAGCCAACAAGGAAUAUGUAGCCUACAGCCACACAGGAAGGAUCAUCCCGGCUAUCUGGUUUCGCUAUGACCUCAGCCCCAUCACCGUUAAGUACACCGAACGGAGGCAGCCCUUUUACCGGUUCAUCACCACAAUUUGUGCCAUCAUCGGCGGGACGUUCACCGUGGCGGGCAUCAUCGACUCGUGUAUAUUCACCGCCUCCGAGGCAUGGAAGAAGAUCCAGCUGGGCAAACUGUCAUGAGUUCCUGCGCUGAUCUGCUCAACCUAUUUAUACAAUUCAGACUCAUUCCUAACCGGUCUCCCUACUCCUGCUGAUGUCAUCCUCAGUACAAAGAGUCAUUAUUGCCAGCAGUCAUCUGCC